AUGAAUUCCUUUGCCUUCCGCUGUUUGUUUCUCGCUGAUGUCUCGCAACAGGAGGUCGACAAGGACUUGUACUCUCGCACGAUUGCGGCCUUGGGUGAAGAUGUCGUAAGGGCCGUAGCAUCUUCAACGGUUUUCAUCUCUGGCCUCAAUGGUCUGGGAUGUGAAGUCGCCAAGAAUGUUCUUUUGGGCGGAGUGAAAGUGUUGACACUCCACGAUUCCAAAGACAUCACUCUCUGGGACCUAUCCUCUCAGUUCUACUUGUCCGAGAAGGAUAUUGGAAAGAAUAGGGCUGCAGCUUCGCUUCCAAAGCUUCAGGAGCUCAACACAGCGGUCGUUGUGAAUGUGCAAACUGCUCCAUUGAACACCGAGAUGAUCAAAGGUGACUAUCGCUCUACUUUGGUGAUUGUCUUGGUUUCCCCUUUGACUGGCAUAAUCAGCAUCAACAACUUUUGCCGAUCUCAAACUCCUCCGAUUAAGUUCAUCAGAGUGGAUGUCCGCGGUGCAUGUGGACAAAUAUUUGCAGACUUUGGCCCUGAAUUCGUUGUCAAUGAUGUCAAUGGCGAAAAUCCUCACUCAGGAAUCAUUUAUCAUGUCAGCAAUGACAAGCAGGCAGUGAUCACAGUCCCAAAUGAUGAACAAGUAGAGUUUGGUAUUGGGGAAUGGGUAACCUUCAAAGACGUGGAAGGGAUGACAGAGUUAAACAAUUUACCAGGUCCAGUCAAAGUGGUUGACACCGCCAUGUACAACUUCAAAGUUGAUCUCGAUACCACGUCUUUUGGCAAGUAUGAACGAAAAAGUCUGAAUAGGUAUGGCACUGUCAUCGAAGCGAAACUGCCCAAGAAGCUUGAGUUCAAAUCUCUGGAGGAAAACAUCAAAAAUCCAGAUUUCAGUCGCGAUCCCAACCAGUUCAAUGGAGUUUUUGACUUCGACAAGUUUGGUCGCCCAGAGCUUUUGCACCUGGUCUUCAAUGCCUUGGACGAGUAUCAGAGGCAGAAGGGAGACCUUCCAGCUACUCAGGAUGCAGCAGCUGCAGAUGCGCUGGUUCAGAUUGCAAAGGAUUGCAAAGCGAAGAAUGGCUUUGAUGUCGAAAUCGACGAGAGCAUAGUCCGCAAGAUUUCUCGUACAGCGCGUGCUAUUCUCUCUCCUAUGGCCUCUAUUUUUGGAGGAAUCGUGGGGCAAGAGGUGGCCAAGGCUGUGUCGAACAAGCAUCAUCCGGUUUACCAGUAUGUGUACUUGGACUCUAUAGAGAUGCUUCCAGAUUAUGACAGCAUGCUCCCUGAAGAGGUGCAACCUACAGGGUCGAGAUAUGAUGCGCAAAUAACCGUGUUUGGAAGAUCCUUCCAGGGCAAGUUGGGUGCUUUGAACUUGUUCAUGGUGGGUUGUGGCGCGCUGGGUUGUGAGCUCUUCAAGAACUUUGCCAUGAUGGGUGUUGCAUGUGGACCGAAUGGUAAGGUGACUGUCACGGAUGAUGAUGUCAUCGAGAAGUCGAAUCUGAGCCGUCAAUUCUUGUUCAGAAAUUACAACGUGGGGCAGAGCAAAUCUAUCGCUGCAACUACAGCGAUCAAAGAGAUGAAUGGGAAUAUUAGGGUUGACGCAAAUCAAGACCGAGUGUCACCAAACACCGAAGAUGUUUACCAUGACAAAUUCUGGUCAGGACUGGACUGUGUGGUGAAUGCACUUGACAACGUGAAGGCUAGGCAGUAUGUCGACGCUCGCUGUGUUUUCUUUGAGAAGCCUCUUUUUGAAUCUGGGACGAUGGGCACUAAAUGCAAUACGCAAUGUGUGAUUCCUCACAAGACGAUCAACUAUGGUGGGCGAAAGGAUCCUGAAACUAAAGAGGCGCCCGAAUGUGCGCUCCACAACUUUCCUCACAACAUCAAUCACUGCCUUUCUCUUGGCCGUUCGGAAUUCAUCGGAAUCUUUGACACAAAGGCAAGCGAGGCUGCCAAGUACAUCAUGGAUCCGAACUACAAGAAUGAGAUGUCCAGCAAGAUUUGGGGUGCAGAUGGCUCUGAGUUGCCAGAUGCGCAGAGCAAGGCAAAGGAAGCUAAUGAAAUCCUGGAUGGAAUUAUUGAGCUUCUCUGCGACGGAAUGGUCAAAUCGUUUGAGGAUUGUGUGGUCUGGUCUCGUUUGAAGUUUGAAGAAUACUUCACGAAUAAGAUCAAGCAACUCAUCUUUUCUUGUCCAAAGGAUAUGGUCAACUCGAGUGGAGCACCGUUCUGGUCGCCUCCUAAGAGAUUUCCAACUAUGCUCGAAUUCAACGCUGACGAUGCCAUGCACAUGAACUUCAUCAUCGCAGCAUCGAAUCUGAAGGCCAGAUUGUACAACGUAUCUGACUACAAGGAAACGCGGGAUCCCUCCUUCUUCAAGCCGAUCCUUGCGUCUGUUGUCGUCCCAGAGUUCCAGCCCAAGGACGGAGUGAAGAUUGAAACGGGAGAACGUUCAGCCGAUGAUCGAGACUCAAACUCGAACACCGAUGCCCUUCAGCAGGUCAAGAACAAGCUGGCAAAGCUGCCAGAUCUCAAGUCUCAUCCCAAUCUGAAGGUGUCUCCAAUGGAAUUCGAAAAGGACGACGACACAAACUUCCACAUGGACUUCAUUUCUGCGUUUGCGAACCUUCGAGCAAGAAACUACAGUAUCGAAGAGGUCGACAAGCUACAAGCAAGAUUGAUAGCUGGUCGUAUCAUUCCUGCCUUGGCCACCACAACCUCAAUGGUGACUGGAUUUGUCUGUAUAGAGAUGAUCAAGUAUUUCCAAAACCCCGACAAGGCGGUCUUCAAAGACCUUCAGGCAAACCUUGCGCUCCCCAUGUUCAUGCAAAUAGAUCCAGAAUCAGCUCCCAAGACAGAAGACUUGAAGACUAUUCCGGCGGACGGUUUCACUGUCUGGGACAAGAUUGUGAUUGACAAGGGAGACUUGACUGUUCAAGAAUUUGUUGAUUUCUGGAAAAACGAGUAUGGAGUGACAUGCACAGCUAUCGGAGUUCAGAUUGGAGAUGCUGCCAUCGCAUUUUACAACCAGUUCAUGCAAGGAACGAAGAAGAAUUUGCCUUGCAAGUAA
Guillardia theta CCMP2712 is the source of this 3060-nucleotide messenger RNA. It is a transcript of the gene UBA1-2, whose product is annotated as UBA1-like protein, ubiquitin activating enzyme. The record is from RefSeq and is a predicted model, not a curated record. The transcript is spliced from 6 exons. Bases 1 to 3060 code for a protein of 1019 amino acids. Gene Ontology annotation, cellular component: SUMO activating enzyme complex; cytoplasm. Lineage: Eukaryota; Cryptophyceae; Pyrenomonadales; Geminigeraceae. Gene Ontology annotation, biological process: protein sumoylation. Gene Ontology annotation, molecular function: SUMO activating enzyme activity.